Molecule: messenger RNA, 1530 nt
Organism: Paracoccidioides brasiliensis Pb18
Exons: 3
Coding region: 1-1530 (509 amino acids)
Molecular function (GO): UDP-glycosyltransferase activity
Source: RefSeq, a predicted model, not a curated record
AUGAAAAAUAAUAACCGGGUCCUGUUCCUCACAAACUGCGAGUCCGGCCUGGCCAAUGUUCAUUUGGCAACCGCCCACUCUAUUCUGACAAGUUAUCCAGACACCGAAGUCCACUUCGUAUCUUUUCCCAGACUCGCGCCGUUCGUGGAGAAUGUCAAUAAAUAUGCGACACGGCAGUCCCCAUCAACCGGCCUUGACAAUGUCAAUCGUAUAAUUCUCCAUGAGCUUUCCGGUCCAUCAUACGGGAAAGCGCUCGUUUCAGGGUGGACGAAAACCCAUGACGAUGUGAUACAUGGACCGGGGCUCUCGGGCUUGUCACAUUUGACUCGGUUUGUGGAGAGAGCGGCUGUACCCUGGAAUGGGUCUGAAUAUGUCGGGCUGUACCGUGAAGUUUGCCAGUUGAUUAACGAGAUAGACCCAGCCGUCACCGUUAUUGACACGCUUUUUGCUCCUGGGGCGGAUGCUGUCACGUCUUUGACACGGAAAUAUAUUCUUAUGUCCGCGAAUGCUUUGUCGGACAAUUUUGCAGGGAGUCAGCCUAGAGCUGCAAUGCUUUGGAAGUUUCCCGCAUUUUCCUCAGGGUACCCCUUUCCCGUUCCAUGGUAUCUCAUUCCAGCAAAUAUCCUCUACAACCUUCGGCUCUUGAAAACUAUAGCGUUCGGACCUCUGCAGCGGGAAUUGACUGCCCAUACCAAAAGCCAGGGUCUUGGUAAACCUCGAGAUGUCUUCAACAUAUAUGACAAAAACGUCCCAUGGCUUAGCCCGUCCCUGGUGGAGAGUGACUACCCACUUGUAAUUCCAUCAAACGUAACUCCAUGCGGACCUAUAUUCCUUUCUCUGGGCUCGAUACCUGAAAGGGACCCUGAAUUGGCAGCAUGGCUAGAACGCGCACCCACUGUUCUAGUAAAUCUUGGUAGCAUGACCACAUACAGCCAAGCGGAUGCCGAGGAGAUGGUUGGCGCCAUCCGGAUUCUCCUUGACAACACUGGAGUGCAGGUGCUGUGGAAAUUUUUUAAACGACACGACUACAGUGACGACUUUUUAAUACCUCUUGCUGACGACCUAGCUUCGGGCCGUGUGAGGAUUGAAGGGUGGAUUAGCGUAGAGCCAGCAUCUUUAUUAGAAAGCGGGCAUAUAGUGCUUUCGGUCCAUCAUGGUGGAUCGAACUCAUUCCAUGAGGCUAUUGGUACUGGAAUACCACAGAUAGCUUUGCCUUUAUGGGUUGAUUGCUAUGGGUAUGCAGUUCGGGCUGAGUGGCUGGAGGUAGGGAUUUGGGGGAGCCGCAAGACGGCUCCAAGCUGGACAGCGAAAGAGCUGGGCCAGGCGUUUUUGACUGCAGUUGGGGAUGGUGCAGAAGCCAAAUUCAUGGCCGAGAAGGCAAGAAAGCUGGGUGAAUUGGCGAAAAAAGCGCCUGGUCGUGUGGUGGCUGCGAGAAAGAUCGUCGAGUACAUGAAAAUGAAGCUAGGAGAGAGUGAAGAGAGUGAGGUUCCUUCACAUAACGGGACUGGCCCUGUUGUAAAGGAACUGUAG